AUGGAAAAGAAGGAGAACAAGGCAAAAGAGCACGGACAAGUCGGCAAAAUCAGCGACAAUCUCGACGGCGCCUCCACGCCAUCACUCGUGUUCAGCAGCGAUGAUGAUGAUGAAGAAGCCAAUCAAGAUCUGAGUCUCAGAAUUGUGGAAAAGGCACUACGAGCGCGAGAGGCAAAGCUUGCACCAAAUGACGCCGUUUUGAACGGUAUAAGUUCUUCGCUGGUUUCGCCUUCGCAGCAAUCUGAAUUUAAGGUAAUGCAAAGCGACGCCGUUUUGGAUGGGUCGAGUGGGAUCACUGCUUGGGAAGUGAUGGAGGAGAAGAAAACGACGAAGUUGAUGGUGGACUCUGGAGAUUCAAGUGUUAUUAUAGCUGCAGAUCAAGAGGUGGAACAGAUAAACAAAUCUACAGAGAACCAUGAGUCUGUGGAUCUGGAAGCAAGUCCGGUUCAGAUAGGUGACAAUGUGGUUCUGCGAAAGCUGCUUCGGGGUCCAAGAUAUUUUGACCCUCCAGAUAGUAGUUGGGGAGCAUGCUAUAAUUGCGGGGAGGAAGGUCAUGCUGCUGUAAACUGUACAGCAGCGAAGCGGAUGAAACCUUGCUAUGUAUGUGGUGGUUUGGGACAUGCUGCAAAGCAAUGUACUAAGACGAAUUGCUAUAUCUGUAAGAAAGGUGGUCACCGUGCCAAAGAUUGUCCAGAGAAGUUCACGACGGCACGUGUUCCGAAAAGCUUAACGGUGUGCUUGAAGUGUGGGAAUUCUGGGCAUGAUAUGUUUUCAUGCAGGAAUGAUUAUUCACCGGAUGAUCUCAAGGAGAUUCAAUGUUAUCUCUGCAAGACAUUUGGCCAUUUGUGCUGUGUCAAUACUGCUGAUGCAACACCGGGAGAAAUUUCUUGUUACAAAUGUGGACAGAUGGGUCAUACUGGUUUGGCAUGUUCAAGGUCGCACGGGGAAACUACUGGUGCUGCCACACGUACUUUGUGCUAUAGGUGUGGAGAAGAAGGGCAUUUUGCCCGAGAAUGCACAAGUUCUAUCAAGGCUGGGAAGAAGAAUAGUGAAUCAUGGAACACCAAAAGUAGAAGAUCGUGUAAAGAAAAUGAUUACAUGGGGCAUUGGUCUGCACCUCAUGAUAUGGGUAAGAUGCACAAAACGAAACGUCCUCUUACAGAUGAAAGAGGCCUUAGACAAACUAAGAAAUCAAAGAGUAGAGGUGGCUGGACAAGGGAGCUUCCUUCAGAAGAAAGAGGUUUUACAACCCCCAAGAAAUCAAAGAGUAGAGGCGGCUGGAUGAGGGAGCGUCCUUCAGAAGAAAGAGUCUUUACAACCCCCAAGAAAUCAAAGAGUAGAGGUGGCUGGACAAUGGAGCAUCCUGCAGAAGAACGGGACUUCAACACUCCCAUGAAAUUCAAAAGCAGAGGUGGCUGGAUGACUGAGCACCCGGGAGACUUCUCUUCUUCAAAGUCCAAUAGGAACAGUUGGAUGUCUGCGGGGACACCAUAUGCUAGAAGCACUAACAUGCAUGCGAGUGGUAGUGGAAGUCGAACUCCAGGUUGGAGUUCUCAAUCUUCUAAGGCGUGGAAAGGUCAACAUUCCGAAGCCUCAAAUUCCGCUUUCCAACAUAGAUACUCGUCAUCAAGGUUUGGCAACUCUAGUGAUGAUGGAUACAGGAGGAAUAAUUUGGCAUCAAGGUUUGGCAAUUCUAAUGAUGAUAGGAGAAGUCAUUGGUGGUAG
Molecule: messenger RNA, 1725 nt
Organism: Lathyrus sativus (Indian pea)
Lineage: Eukaryota; Viridiplantae; Streptophyta; Magnoliopsida; Fabales; Fabaceae
Source: the annotation of a GenBank genome assembly